Aethina tumida (small hive beetle) is the source of this 947-nucleotide messenger RNA. Its product is annotated as elongin-C. NCBI's taxonomy places the organism in Eukaryota, Metazoa, Arthropoda, Insecta, Coleoptera, Nitidulidae. Gene Ontology annotation, cellular component: elongin complex. Bases 154 to 525 code for a protein of 123 amino acids. Gene Ontology annotation, biological process: ubiquitin-dependent protein catabolic process. Gene Ontology annotation, molecular function: protein-macromolecule adaptor activity. The record is from RefSeq and is a predicted model, not a curated record. The transcript has 3 exons.
UUUGGCGUUCAAGGUUUUGUUUUUAAUCUGCUAUCGGUUGCGUUAUUUGGGGCCCGCAGUCCAUAUUCCUGUCCACAAUCAUUUGUUUCCAGUGGAUUCCGCUUAGUUUUAUUGUAAUUUUUCAAGCGUUUACCGCUCGAAAAUCGUUAUAUUAUGAAUACAGUGAAAAUGACCGAUAUAUCCGAAGAUAAAGCCCCAGAGAGAGUGUAUGGAGGCUGCGAAGGUCCGGAUGCUAUGUAUGUUAAGUUAAUUUCGUCUGACGGGCACGAAUUUAUUGUUAAAAGGGAGCAUGCAUUGACCUCAGGAACAAUAAAAGCUAUGUUGAGUGGACCAGGUCAGUUUGCCGAGAAUGAAGCAAACGAAGUUAACUUUAGAGAAAUUCCGUCACAUGUGCUGCAAAAAGUUUGCAUGUACUUUACUUACAAAGUGCGUUAUACGAAUAGUUCCACUGAGAUUCCAGAGUUCCCAAUUGCUCCUGAAAUUGCUUUAGAGUUAUUGAUGGCGGCCAAUUUCCUAGAUUGUUAAUUAUUAUUAGAUGCAUAGCACCAGCAGAGAUAUAUUCAUUAACCAGACUUUUUAAGAGACAAGUUUAUUUAUGUUCUGUGAUCAUAUUUAUAUAUGCUAGAAAUGUUUAAUGCUAUCACAUCUUAGUUGGUGUAAAUACUUCUAAUAAUUAUUUGCCUGUGUAUAUUAAUGUGUGAAAUAUAAAGAGACAUUUCUGUCAUAAACUUUAAAUCUUUUAUUAUUAAUUAAAUUAGAAUUAAUUCCCGAUGUGUUUAGAUUAAUCAAUAUAGUGUGUAUUAAGUGAGAAAGUCUUAGGCAUACCACAAUAAUGGUCUAACAUAGACAAGCCUUUUAUUGUGGUAAUGGGUGCGGCUUUUUCAAAUGGAUCGUUAAUUUCAGAAUGCAUUAGUAACAUGUAAAAUAAACGUUUAUAUUGAGAUCAU